This is a messenger RNA of Aphanomyces astaci, 3206 nucleotides long. RefSeq lists its product as hypothetical. Bases 30 to 2477 code for a protein of 815 amino acids. The record is from RefSeq and is a predicted model, not a curated record. The transcript is spliced from 11 exons. Gene Ontology annotation, molecular function: calcium ion binding. Lineage: Eukaryota; Oomycota; Saprolegniomycetes; Saprolegniales; Verrucalvaceae.
GCUAAAUAUAGCAGCAGAACAGCAGCAUCAUGAGCGUGGUCUGUCGUGGCGGCGGACCGACGUAUCCCCAGCGACCGAAAUCGUCGUCUGCAUGCAGCGGCAAACUCCUGACCAGCAAGGUGUGCGACCUCCGCGACCCAGACAACCCCAUGACCGCGACCGCGACCGCGCCACCGACUCGACCGCAGACGUCGUACAACAUGUACCCGUUCCAAGGGAUGAACGGUCCGGAAAGAAAUGCCCGCAUCCGGCACUUGAAGAAACCGAGCUCCGCGUCGUGGUCGCGGUCGUCGUCGCCUCGGCGCCCGAUUGGUAAUAAUCACCACCAUGGGUUCGAUCCCAGCAAACACAGCAACAACCAACAUACGAGCCAAGUUCCAACAUUGUCAUCUGCAUCGUCGUCAUGGCACGCGGUGCUGCCACGGCCGACGUCGCCGUUGGCCGUGACCCCUGCCGCCGUAUUGGACCACCUUGCCCAUGAGACCCACCCCCGCGUGAAACCGAGCGACCUGCGGUACAUCAACACGUGGCUGCGCAGUUUGGACGACGAGUCCAAGCACUUUACGUCGUAUUUUCUGUUUUGCGAGCUCAAGUUCCGUGAGUCGUCGGUGCUCGCGACGGGCAAAGCCAUGCCGAACCGGCUGCGCACGGCCGUGGCGUUUCACUGUCUGCAACACGCGACCAGCCUCUUCGGCCGGUACCAGCACGUCCUCGACACAAUUUGCCAGAGCCUAGGGGCAGCGAUUUAUGCAGACUACGACGUCCGUCUGGCCGACUCACGACGGCCCAUCGUGUCCGCGGUCGACUGGUACGACCACGGCAUGGCGUAUUUCGAGCAGUCCGAGCAACUUCGUGGGCAACUGGUCCGGGUGCAAGCUCAAUUGGCAGCAGCCGAGACGGAAGCGGAGCGGUUGAAAGACGAAGUGGAGAUGCUGACCAGUCAGUGCGACGCCCUCAAACGCCUUCGCGGCCGCAACACGCGGCCGUCUCUUGUCAUGCAGCUGCACGACAUGGGCGCGAUGGACAAGGUGGACAUGCUCUUCAAAACGUUUCAGUCGUUCGACGCGCCGAAUCGACGCAACAUCUUGGUGGGAUUGAUCCAGACAGUGGAGCAGAAUUUGAGCGCCGAGAUGCUGUUUGACGUGGUGCAGGCCAUGGCCCACGACGAAGGCGAGCGCCUCGCGGAGAUGCUCGUGCGCGAGUACGGCGUCAGCGCCGUGAAAAAGCCCACUGCUAAUGAACACAUGAAGAAAUUGAAGCGGUUUGUGACAGGGUUUGGCUCGACGUUGAAAGAAGUGAAUAAACCUGCAAUUGGCACCCCAAGUGACGUGGUCGACCAAACCAACAACGCAGCCGAGUUGCAAGCCGAGCGCGCGACGUUUGAAAAGAUGCUGCUGCUCAAGACGGAAAUGCAAUCGCUCAAGGAAAACCACGAAGUGGAACUGCAGUUUGAACUGGACAAAACCAAGUUGCUUGAGGAAGAGUGCAAGGAGCUAAUGACCAAAUACCAGGACGCACUCAAGCGCAUCCCCAAGCCGGCGCAGGUCAUGGACCAUGGCGUCCAAGUCGACAUGGCGGCCGCAGAUGCCACCAAGCGCAAGAAGAAGCGCGGAGAUGACCUCGACGGCCUCGACGAAGACGGAUUCCGCGGCAUCUCGGACGUGAUCGCCGACGCCAACUUGCCGGCGAAGAAGAUCCGCAAAAUCUUCUCAAAAAAACACGCCAUGGCCCUUGAUGACGUGGCAGGCACGAUUGCGAGUCUGUACCAAGCUAAGAUGACCCAGGACAUCCACGACGACUACAACGGCAAGCCUCGGUCGGGGUUCCUCGGUCUCGUGGAAGACUUGUUCAUCUUGUACUACGGACUCAAGGAGUUGGCCAUCGGCCAGCUCAUCUGCAUCGACACGGCGAUCCACAAGUUUUGCGAGAACAACGCCCGGGUGCGACUCUUUGGCAUCCUCAUCGGGUCCAACGCCGCCGUGUGCGCCACACAGCCCAUGGGACCGUCGCCAGAAGCCAUCGACUUCUUUCUCUUUCUUGUUGGCGUGCUCUUUCACGUGGGCCACUACACAACCCAGUACGACCACGCUCUGGCCGUGGCAAAGCUGCUCAAGUCCCGGUUCGGAGAUGGUAUUCCGCACAGCCCCCAUAGCACACGCAUCAACGUCCAGGAAGCGGUGCAUGUGGUGCAGAUCGCGUUUGCGUUCGACUCGACGACCGACAGCUCCGAGCACACCGAGUGCAUCCAGCUCGUGCAAGCGUUGGCCCUCAACGACACGAUCGACAUCGACCAGUUCCUCGAGCAAGUGAUGUUGCACUGGUUUGCCAUGUACGACAGCCAAGUCGCGUUCAUGCAAAAGCUGUUUCACAGCAUGGACCACGACAACAACGGCGUGCUCGAGUUCCACGAGUUUAGAGGUAACCAGAAAGUUUUCUUUGGGGGUUUAAGAAUGAUAGUCAUACGAGGCUUUCUUUAAUGCCGAAUGAUGGUCCUACUACUAGGCAUGGUGCACAAGCUGGACCCUGAGAUGACCCAGCGUGACUCGCUGGUCAUGUACAACAGAGUCGCGGGCGCCGACAACGUGAUCGACUGCAAGGAGUUCGUCGCGUGCAUGAUCAGUCACCAGCAGCACCUCAUCUUGAAGACGUACUUUGGGAAUGCCACCCUCCGCCCGAACCCUGGGCGUCGCGCGAGCCUCAAGUUUCAGCCGGAGAAGACAUUGAUGCACUUGUCCACGCUUCGGGACACCGUCAAGUCUACCGCGCAGUUACCGAUGGACGAUUCCGCGACUAAAGAAGUAGGUAGCGAUGAAGACAACGAACGAACCAUUGGUCAUGCGGAAGAAAUGAGCGGGGGCGCACUGCCAAGACGGGAGUCGUUCGCGCAACUUCCAUGCAACAUCCUCGGGCGGCUGCGCGAGAUGGCGACUCGAGGUCUGUCCGACGAGUUCAUCGUGGAAGACAACAAGGGCUAUGGAUUGACGGGUCCAGCAUCUGCAUCGAAGAGGAGGUCGUUCUCUUCCGAGGACUGGGACACCAACAUGGACGACAUCAUCAACUCCGUCAUUGCCAGGGAUGGCGAGUUGGGAUAACUUUUACUGUAAUUCAAGUUUAGCCAAUCCGAUUGCGUUCAACGAAAUGCUCGAAAUGGCGGCCUUUGAUACGUCUAAAAGCUUUCUUUUAAGCCAAUCAAUGUUUGUUUUUGC